GAAGCGUACUGUGAUGCUGUGGAGCGGAACGUUGUGGCCUUCUUGCCGAUAGGUGGAAGCUUAUAUGUGGUGCAAGGAUGGUCUGCAAAGAAGAAAGAGGGAACACGACAAUGGUUCCAUUUUGAGGCAGCCCAGCAAGGACCGGACUUGAUUCCUGUUUGUAUGUGUGGGCAGGGUGAUCACAACUGCAUCCACCAACGGUACUUUUGCAAAUAUAUGGUGUCUGAUCAACAGAUUGAAGAGCGUGUGCCAGAACGACCAGUUAGGACUGUACUUUUUCACCAAGAGGCAGGAAGCAGUGGACAGGUUAUACAUCGUUUCUCAGUGGCAAAAAACGGAAGCGGUUUGAGUUUGCAUGGUCAAGCUAUCGUAGUUCAUGAAGGUCGCGAUGAGGGCGAUGGUCUUUGGCGGUGUCAGCGAGAUGGUACCCAAUGCAUCCACAUCAUAGCAGCAAAGCAGUUCUUGAAGAAGGGAAUACAGGAAAUUGAUAGCGAUGACGAACUAGAGGAGACAAGGGAGGAGAUUGAGGGGAUGAACCUUAAUCAUGCUAUAUCUUUCAAACUCGUACUGCCACCCAAAUGGUGCGAACUCGAAUCAGACGUGAAACUAUAUCUUCGUCCUCCACCACUCCGUCAAGUUCCUGAGACAGUAUCCAUACAGGGGGGUGAAGGAUCUUGCACUUGUCGUGAUGGAGGCCAACAAAUGUAUGAUGACAGUCCGCCUACGUUCCUACGGAAUUGUACUGUGUACACUCUGAGUAAAGCUGUACGGGCCAAUAUUGAGCUUCAGAAGUGUUCAUCUUGUGAAAGGCGCUAUGUCGGUCCAGAAACACGAUCCCUGGGUUUAUUCAAUCUCAAUAAUUCUCUGCUUUUCACGCAUGAGCUACUGGAUGAAUACACCAGUGCAUUCACUUCUUCUGAGACACCGUUUGAUGCCUGGGUGCAACAGAUUAGUCGAAGGUAUCAAGCUGAAGACAAUUCCUUACCUUUUGUGGGCAACGAUACUUUCCGCGCAGCUUGGUUUGCUUAUGCUCAAUUGAUAAACUUCGAAGGAGAUAAGUGGUGUGAGUGUUGUGGCAAAGCACCCGAGAAUGUCAUUUGGGAUGGGGUAACUCUGGCCUAUGCGAGGAAACAGCUCAGGGCUGGUCUGAGACCACCUACGGCAGUAGAUGCAGAUUCACCUAUUCGUCCACGUACUGUGACAAAAAGAAAGGAGUGGCUUGAAGAUAGUGUUGCGCGUAAACACUUA
This is a messenger RNA of Lentinula edodes (shiitake mushroom), 1248 nucleotides long. RefSeq lists its product as uncharacterized. The annotation marks the transcript as partial. The record is from RefSeq and is a predicted model, not a curated record. The transcript is spliced from 4 exons. NCBI's taxonomy places the organism in Eukaryota, Fungi, Basidiomycota, Agaricomycetes, Agaricales, Omphalotaceae.